Messenger RNA from Erythranthe guttata (spotted monkey flower), 1626 nucleotides. The record is from RefSeq and is a predicted model, not a curated record. NCBI's taxonomy places the organism in Eukaryota, Viridiplantae, Streptophyta, Magnoliopsida, Lamiales, Phrymaceae.
AAUCAAUCACGAAAAUUACUCAAUCUCGCAGCGGAAAAAGGGAAAUAUUUCUAGGUUAAAUAUUCCUCAUCGGCCGCCGCUACCCAAAUUGCUUAAUUAAAUUAUAGAACGUGAAUUUGUGGUUUCAAGGGGAUUGCGCACAAAAUUAAAUCAUAAUAUUUUUAACAUUGAUGUACUAAUGGAGUCUAAAGGUGGAAAAAAGAAGUCCAGUAGUAGUUCCUUAUGUUACGAAGCUCCCCUUGGAUACUGCAUUGAAGACAUUCGACCAAACGGUGGCAUCAAGAAGUUCAGAUCUGCUGCUUACUCCAACUGCGCUCGCAAGCCAUCAAUGGCUCUGUCUGCUUCCCCAAUCGGUUUUGAAGGUUUUGAGAAAAGGCUCGAAAUAUCCUUUUUCGAGCCAAGCAUCUUUGCUGACCCCGAAGGAAAGGGACUCCAAUCCCUUUCCAAAUCUCAGAUUGACGAAAUCUUGGGACCCGCUGAAUGCACCAUAGUUUCUUCGUUGUCUAACGAACACAUUGACUCGUACGUCCUCUCCGAGUCCAGCCUCUUUGUGUACCCCUACAAGAUUAUCAUCAAAACUUGCGGUACAACAAAAUUGCUUCUUUCGAUCCCACCCAUUCUGAACCUGGCCAAGUCCCUCUCUCUUUCGGUCCAAACCGUGAGGUACACCCGUGGAAGCUUCAUCUUCCCUGGAGCCCAGUCGUACCCUCACCGCAACUUCUCCGAAGAAGUUGCUGUUCUUGAUGGCUAUUUCGGCAAGCUUGGUUCAGGCAGCAAGGCUUACGUUAUGGGAGGUUCCGACAAAGAGCAGAAGUGGCAUAUCUACUCUGCAUGCGCUGCAUCGGUCGAAGCUGAGAACCCCGUUUACACACUGGAGAUGUGCAUGACUGGCCUUGACAGGGAAAAGGCUUCUGUUUUCUUCAAGAAACAAUCCAGCUCUGCUGCUUUGAUGACUGAGGUUUCUGGCAUAAGAGACAUUCUCCCAGAAUCAGACAUCUGCGACUUUGAUUUCGAGCCGUGUGGCUAUUCGAUGAACUCAAUUGAAGGAGCCGCGAUCUCGACUAUCCACAUCACCCCUGAAGAUGGUUUUAGCUACGCUAGCUUUGAGGCGGCUGGAUAUGAUUUCAAGCAUGUGAAUCUUGGUGAGCUGAUUGAUAGGGUUCUGUACUGUUUUGAGCCGAGCGAGUUUUCUGUGUCUGUGCACGCACAACUAGGUGCGAAGAUGUUCCAGCACAUUCAAGCGCUGGAUGUGAAAGGAUACACUCAUGAAGAGAGGAGCAUUAAGGAGCUGGGAAUGGAUGGGUCGAUUGUCUACCAUAAGUUUGCUAGGGCUGCUUUCUGUGGAUCUCCUAGGUCAACUCUCAAGUGUUUUGGAGAAGAGGAUUCUGAAGAAGAAGAAAAGGAGUAGCAUCGUUCGUUUAUUUUUAUUUUUUACUGCUUUGAAUAAAAUGAUUGGCUUUGCCAUUCGUUAGCGGUCAGUAAUAUUUUGAUAUUAUUUUGUUUGUGUUUGAAUAUUCUAUCGUUGAAGACUCUGUUUUUGUUUCGAUUGACAGUCGAAUAUACGGCUGUGUUGCUAUCUAUUAUAAAGACUCGAUUUUGGUAUUAAUUGUUUAUGUUGUUGGUGUU